Messenger RNA from Gallus gallus (chicken), 1665 nucleotides. It is a transcript of the gene PTX3, whose product is annotated as pentraxin 3. Gene Ontology annotation, molecular function: complement component C1q complex binding. Gene Ontology annotation, biological process: innate immune response. The record is from RefSeq and is marked provisional. NCBI's taxonomy places the organism in Eukaryota, Metazoa, Chordata, Aves, Galliformes, Phasianidae.
AGCAGCAGCGUGCGGAGCAGCUCUCCCCGUCCCCCCCUCCUGCAGACCUGGGGGCUGACAUUGAGCAAGCUGCACGCCCCCUGCUCCUCACUGCCAAAACCAACAACCAGAAGUGCUCCUAUUACAGCGCUGGCACUCGCGGCGCUCAUUCAUUCAAGCUGAGACACUCGGAGCAUUUAUUAGGGGCUGCCCGUGGCUCCUCGCAGUCCCUGCUGCAGUCCCACUCCAGCCCAGCCCCAGCCUGGCUCUUUGCAGGAAGCAGCUGCACAAUGCUGCCUGGAGGAGUGCUUUCUCUGCUCAUGCUGUUCUGUGUUUUCAGGGCUUCUGCUUCCGUGCUGGAUGAAGGCGACGACUACGAUCUCAUGUAUGUGAAUCUGGAUAACGAAAUCGAAGGUCCGGUUCUGGGCACUGAGGAGUCUGCCUCGUGUGACUGCCAGCGGGAGCACACAGAGUGGGACAAGCUCUUCAUCAUGCUGGAGAACUCACAGAUGAAGGAGAACAUGAUGCUGCAGGCGCUGGAGGAUGGGCUGAAGGCUGACGUGCAGGCAAUCAGAGCAGAGCUGAACCAACUCACUGCUGGCCUCGCCGGCACCUUCAGCUCCACGGUGCAGCAGCUCACCUCCCACGCCUUGGCCCAGCUGGAGCAGGCACAGCAGAGGAACGGAGACCAACCUGAGGAUGCUGAGAGGCUCUGCGAGUCCCAGCAGGGCAAGGUUCUGGAGCAGGUCCUGCAGCUGAGCCACAACGUGUCCGCCAGGCUGGGCCAGCUGGAGAGCUCCUGGCUGAGAUGGGCAGAGCGGGAGGCCCAAGAAACAGCUUUCCAGCUCCAGCAGGACAAGCUCAGCCACAGCAGAGAAGACAACCUUCUCUUGAACACCUUAUGGAAAGAGCUGCAGCAGACCAGAUCUGAACUGAAGGCAUCUCAGAAAUGGGCUUCCCAGCACCUACUGCCAGCAGGCUACGAAACAGCAAUUCUGUUCCCAAUGCGCUCCAGAAAGAUCUUUGGGAGCAUUCAUCCAACAGCUGCCAUGACCCUCUCCUCCUUCACCGUUUGUGUCUGGGUUAAAGCAACAGAGGCUUUGGACAAAACCAUCAUCUUCUCCUACGGAACAAAGCUCAAUCCCUAUGAGAUCCAGCUGUACCUCAGCCGGCAGUCCGCAGUGCUCGCUGUAGGCAGCGCCCAGCACAAGCUGGCUGCCAGGGAUGUGGUGGUUCCCGGGAAGUGGAUCCAUCUGUGUGGCACCUGGAGCUCGGAUAACGGGACCGCAUCGCUGUGGGUGGACGGAGAGCUCACGGCCACUGCUGCGGGCAUUGCUGACACACACAUCGUUCCCGAUGGAGGAAUUCUGCAGGUCGGCCAAGAGAAGAACGGCUGCUGUGUCGGAGGAGGGUUCGAUGAAGCUUUGGCCUUCUCGGGGAAGCUAACAGGGUUGAACCUGUGGGACAGAGUGCUCAGCACGGAGGAGAUAGCAGCACAGGGCGGAGAGGAUGCGUGCAGCUCCCGGGGCAACAUUGUGGGCUGGGGAGUCACGGAGGUUCUGCUAUAUGGAGGAGCUCAGUAUGUUUCUUAAGCCGCAGGAAAGCAGUUUGUGAAGCAGAGCACAUUUCGUUAAGAGCAGAACACCAGUGUACGUACCAGGAGCGGAGCUGAAGAAGCCUGUAUCU